UCGCCUGUAGUGCAGACAGCGGUGUGUGAGGCUGCUGGUGUGACAGAAGGACCUUGCUGGGAUCUGCCGGCCGGUACAGGAGACACUUGGAGAGUGUUCGUACAGGAAGAGCCAUGCAGCAGGGAUGUGCCAGGCUGCUCCAUGUGGGCAAUGCAAUAUGCCAGCGUGCCAGCCAGUCUGCACAGCGCAGCUUCUCGGUCUCCCACCCCAGCCUCAGCUAUGGACAGCGGGACUUUGCGUUACCCAACGCCACGUGGAACCCAAAUACGCGGGAACUGUACAACAGGUAUCUGGAACUCAGUGAAAGCGGGGCGUGGAGACGCAUCUCUUCAUUUAAUGCUACUGUACAUCACCUAGAAGGUAAGCCUCCUGAGGCAAGAAGAGACUCGCGCCUCUUCACCAGAAACCUAGACAAGGACGGAGUUGGGUUUGAAUACAGCAUGUUCUUUAACAAGGCUGAGAAAAGGAUGAUCUGCAUAUUCCAGCCGGGGGCUUAUCUGGAGGGCCCCCCAGGAUACACACACGGUGGCUGCAUAGCCACCAUUAUUGACAGCACAGCCGGGGCAGGGGCCGUGUACGACUGUGGGCGUGUUAUGACGGCCAAUCUGAACAUCAACUACAAGAAUGUUCGUACAGGAAGAACCAUGCAGCAGGGAUGUGCCAGGCUGCUCCGUGUGGGCAAUGCAAUAUGCCAGCGUGCCAGCCAGUCUGCACAGCGCAGCUUCUCGGUCUCCCACCCCAGCCUCAGCUAUGGACAGCGGGACUUUGCGUUACCCAACGCCACGUGGAACCCAAAUACGCGGGAACUGUACAACAGGUAUCUGGAACUCAGUGAAAGCGGGGCGUGGAGACGCAUCUCUUCAUUUGAUACUUUUCUGCAUCACUUUGAAGGUAAGCCUCCUGAGGCAAGAAGAGACUCGCGCCUCUUCACCAGACACCUAGACAAGGACGGAGUUGGGUUUGAAUACAGCAUGUUCUUUAACAAGGCUGAGAAAAGGAUGAUCUGCAUAUUCCAGCCGGGGGCUUAUCUGGAGGGCCCCCCAGGGUACACACACGGUGGCUGCAUAGCCACUAUUAUUGACACCACAGCCGUGACAGGGGCCGUGUACAGCUGUGGGCGUGUUAUGACGGCCAAUCUGAACAUCAACUACAAGAAUCCGAUUCCCAUGGGUACUACUGUGCUCGUGGACAGUAACAUAGAAAAAGAAGACGGUCGAAAAGUUUAUGGUCGUUGCCAGAUCCGGAGUCACAAUGAUCUGAUCCUGCACGCAGAUGCCACAGUUCUCUUUAUUAAGUUGGAGUCUACAGGACAUGGCAGUGUAGUCUGACAGCCGCGUAUGUCCUGGCUUGGGAUGUCUAUAGAAAGAGAUGUGACAUAAACGAUGUAUCCUGAGCCGCCUUAUACUGAAAGCUGCCCCUUCACCUCUCCUCAAUAUGGACUUCAGAGAUGAUCCGCCAUGAUCGGCAAUGGUUACCGCACAUUGUGAUGUAUUGUUCUGUCACAGUAUACAAUGCUCAGCUCCUCGUACUAUGAUCAUACCCCGGCCUCCUGCUGACGUCAGCCCCCAGCUCUGUACUGAGACAUGGAGACAUCCUGCAGUGGGGCCAGCUCUGUGUACUGUAUCUAUGGACAGUAGGUGCCCCGUGUUACAGUAUCUGCUCUGUGUCUAUACCCAGGGAGAUGCUCAUUAGAGAUCACUUAUGUGACUGUGCCUAUGGAUAUGAUCAGUAGAGAUCAGUUCUGAGUCUGUUGCCCAUGGGGAUGCCCCACUAGGGGUUGGGUUCAGAUUCUCGGCAAGCAGAAUCCCAACGGUCAAGAUGCCGACAGCGGCAUCCCAACAGUCAGAAUCCUGAUGGAUCACGGUAAGUAUUGAAACACUAACCCUAUCCGUCCCCUCCCUCAGCCUAACCCUAACCUCCCCUCCCUCAGCCUAACCCUAAUACCUCCCCUCCCGCAGCCUAACCCUAACCUCCCCUCCCGCAGCCUAUCCCUAACUUCCCCUCCCUCAGCCUAACCCUAAUACCUCCCCUCCCGCAGCCUAACCCUAACACCUCCUCUCACGCAGUCUAACCCUAACAACUCCCCUCCCUCAGCCUAACCCUAACCUCCCCUCCCUCAGCCUAACCCUAACCUCCUCACGCGCAGCCUAACCCUAACACCUCCCCUCCCUCAGCCUAACCCUAACCUCCUCUCCCGCAGCCUAACCCUAACCUCCCCUCCCUCAGCCUAACCCUAGCACCUCCCUUCCCGCAGCCUAAUCCUCCCCCUAGUGUCUAACCCAAACCCCCCCUCUCCCGCAGCCUUACCCUAACCUUCCCGCAGCCUAAUCCUCCCCCUAGUGCCUAACCCUAACCCCCCCUCUCCUGCAGCCUUACCCUAACCUUCCCUUCCCGCAGCCUAAUCCUCCCCCUAGUGCCUAACCCCCCCUCUCCUGCAGCCUUACCCUAACCUUCCCUUCCCGCAGCCUAAUCCUCCCCCUAGUGCCUAGCUCUAACUCACCCCUCCCGCAGCCUAAUGCUCCCCCUAGUGCCUAACCCUAACCCACCCUCUCCUGCAUCCUUACCCUAACCACCUCUCCCGCAGCCUAAUCCUCCCCCUAGUGCCUAACCCUAACCCCCCCUCUCCCGCAGCCUAAUCCUCCCCCUAGUGCCUAACCCUAACCCACCCUCUCCUGCAUCCUUACCCUAACCACCUCUCCCGCAGCCUAAUCCUCCCCCUAGUGCCUAACCCUAACCCCCCCUCUCCCGCAGCCUUACCCUAACCUUCCCUUUCCGCAACCUAAUCCUCUCCCUAGUGUCUAACCCAAACCCUCCUCUCCCGCAGCCUUACCCUAACCUUCCCUUCCCGCAGCCUAAUCCUCCCACUAGUGCCUAACCCUAACCCCCCCUCUCCCGCAGCCUUACCCUAACCUUCCCUUCCCGCAGCCUAAUCCUCCCCCUAGUGUCUAACCCAAACCCCCCCUCUCCUGCAGCCUUACCCUAACCAUCCCUUCCCGCAGCCUAAUCCUCCCCCUAGUGUCUAACCCUAACCCACCCCUCCGCAGCCUUACCCUAACUGUCCCUUCCCGCAGCCUAAUCCUCCCACUAGUGCCUAACCUUUCCAUACUUACCUUCAGAUUCCCAUAGUCGGCAGUCUGACUUCCAGGAUUCUGACUGCAUCCCUCCACUAGAGAUCCCUUCUGGUUCUGUGCCCACUGAGGUACCCACUAGAGAUCCCUUCUGGUUCUGUGCCCACUGAGGUACCCACUAGAGAUCCCUUCUGGUUCUGUGCCCACUGAGGUACCCACUAGAGAUCAUGUCUGGGUCUGUGCCCAUGGAGGUACCCACUAGAGAUCACGUCUGGGUCUGUGCCCAUGGAGGUACCCACUAGAGAUCACUUCUGGGUCUUUGCCCAUGGAGGUACCCACUAGAAGGGCAGCAUAUCUUCUCAUACACACACAAUACCUCUACUGGUAACACUAUACCAUUUCUGGACCAAUUUGGCUGCGGCACAUAAAAAAAAUGUUUGUACCGCACCCCUAGAUUGUGAGCUCUUUUGGGUAUUCAGAGUGAAAUGUAUUAAAUAUAUGACUGGUGUAUAACAGCACGUAACACGGUCAUUACUUCUCUUUCAGUAUGUUUUGCUGUUUUAUUUUAUCCUUAUUGUUGUUCCUUAUAAAGAUGUUAAUAGAACAUUUUAUAGAUAAUAUCCUUUAUAUUUAUUCAGUUGUAUUAUGCUAGCAUUGGAUACUUAUA
Molecule: messenger RNA, 3735 nt
Organism: Pseudophryne corroboree (corroboree frog)
Lineage: Eukaryota; Metazoa; Chordata; Amphibia; Anura; Myobatrachidae
Product: acyl-coenzyme A thioesterase THEM4-like
Exons: 11
Coding region: 114-1328 (404 amino acids)
Source: RefSeq, a predicted model, not a curated record